Molecule: messenger RNA, 1878 nt
Organism: Penicillium robsamsonii
Lineage: Eukaryota; Fungi; Ascomycota; Eurotiomycetes; Eurotiales; Aspergillaceae
Product: fungal specific transcription factor domain-containing protein
Exons: 3
Coding region: 1-1878 (625 amino acids)
Biological process (GO): positive regulation of transcription from RNA polymerase II promoter by galactose; DNA-templated transcription
Cellular component (GO): nucleus
Molecular function (GO): RNA polymerase II cis-regulatory region sequence-specific DNA binding; DNA-binding transcription factor activity, RNA polymerase II-specific; zinc ion binding
Source: RefSeq, a predicted model, not a curated record
AUGCAAAAUCAGGGAACAGGAUUUGGACUGUGGCUCAAAUCAUUCCCCUUGCUGUCAAACCGGAUUGAGACGGAAUCACUGACUUUUGCAUUCAGACACCUUACAGCGGUAGAAAACCGCCUGCAGUUACUUGAAUCCACACUUCGAAGGCUGUUUCCAACCGGCGAGAUGGAUGCCAUCACCCGUGCCUUGCUCACAGAUGAGGUGCCAACAGAUCAGCCUCCUUCCGCCUCCGGCGGCCCCAUUAAUCAAGUCUCUGUUGAUGAAACACUACCAUCAGACCCUAUGACCUGGGAUAGCGGAUUCCCCAAUCACUCUUCACCGCAAGAGACAGAGAGAGAUCUUCCUACGGGUGCUGGACUGCAAGAUCAAGCUUCACUAUUCAACCUUCUUUUGACUUGUCCAACUCACACAUCUGAGUUGGUGGGAACUGGCGACGAAGAAAGCGAGUUUCUAAAUAAUUACUUUUUGCAUUAUCAUACCCUUUACCCGAUAUUGCAUGAGGGCACGUUUAGAUUGGAGCACAAAAGCCAAAUUAAAGCGUCACCUCACUGGCACAUCUUGGCAAGUAUAGUCUUGGCCAUUGGAGCAUGGUUGACUGUCCCUACUCGAGAUGAUUUAGACAAGAAAUACUUUGCCAAGGCCAAAAGCAUGGUUCAAAAGGUGUCUUUCGCAGAGAAAGGCGAUAUCACACUGGUGCAAAGCUUGGUUUUGCUUAGUGAAUUUUCAAAGAAACAGGCAAGCCCUCAAGAGAGUGGGCAUUAUAUAGGAACUGCCGUUCGAAUGGCAGUUUUCCUCCACCUACAUAUCAAACCCACAUCCCCCAAUUCAAACGAAUUGGACAAGGAAAUCCGCAGAAGAGUGUGGUGGAGUGUUUACUGUGCCGAGAGUUGCUCCGCAAAAAUCUACGGGCGGCCACUGUUACUGCCAGAGGAGAUGCUCAUUACUGUUGAGCCGGUUUCAAAUAUCCAUGAGAACGUUAGUCGGUCUAUUCCUUCCCUAAUUCCUCACAUGCUGAACGUGACAUUGCAGAUGCUCCAACCUUCCGCCGCAGCUCUCCCUGUACAAAUUGAUCAUCCAACCGUGUACACUGGCCUGAUACAACAAUCCAGCUAUCACAGAAUGGCAAACAAAAUAUAUCGCCGUCUACUAUCAACUCCUUCUAUCACACUGCAAAAUGUACAUGAAGUCGACCAAAUGAUAGAUGCCUGGCAUAACGGGUCAUCGCUCUGUACACAAGGGAUGAAUCCUUCAUCCGCACCUGGAUGGUAUCUCACAGCCCAUCGUCGCCAAAUACUAUGUGACCGAAGUCUUCGACAGCUCAUCCAUAGACCAUUACUUUUGAAGUGGUUGAAAAACAUGUCUAUGAACACCGGACCGCCAACGGAAAGACACUCGAAUGAAAUUCGCUGUCGGGCUAAUGGACUCAAUAUGGCUCGGACAACAAUCGGAAUAAUAUCAGAAUCUAUUGUGAACGGUGACUAUUCGCCGUUGACACUAUCGUUCACAUUGUAUGCCUUCUUCCACGCUUUAAUCGUUCCUCUCAUACACUUAAAGGCAGAUCCCUCCUCUCCUGAGUCAAUAUCUUGCAUUCAAGACAUCAAACGGGCGGAAUUAGCUCUGAAUCACCUGUCGAUUGAACGGGAUGAUCUGUCACAAUACUUCAUAGCUGUCUUGCGGCGCUUAUUCUUGGUGGCAUCUCAAACAAACAACGAGAGCGACCAAAGGAUCUCGAGUGAUGGUAAAAGGAUGGUAAAUCCCCACGACGUGCAGUCAGUUCCGCAUGGUAUUUUUGGGAAUGAAUGCUUGGCUUUAUUGGACAAUGAAGCUCUGAAAUCUGGAACUGGGCUGAAUUUCUCAGAAUGGGUCAACUUAUGA